AUGCCGUGGAAAGCAAUUGCAAAGGCAGCUCAAGCUGAAGUGCUGGAUUCAAUCCCGAAGAAAUGGAGAUUGGAUGUCGAUAAGUAUCGCUCGUUGACAGAUGUAACCAGUGUACCUCGAACAUGUGGCAUCCUAUCUGAUGCGCAGCUCAACAUCACUGAUCUCACAGGGCUGGAUGUAGUGAAGCACAUCGAGUCCCAUGAAUUGACGGCAGUCCAGGCUCUUGAAGCCUUUGGUGCGCGAACUGCCAUUGCCCAUCAGCUUGCCAAUUGCUUGAUGGACUGGUUCUAUGAUGACGGUCUGUGCCAAGCUGAGGAGCUCGACAAAGCCUUCAAGGAGACUGGGAAACUGAAGGGGCCAUUGCAUGGUGUUCCCAUUGCGCUCAAGGACUUUCACUUUGUAGUUGGUCGACCUACGACUACCGGUUAUGUGUCAAGGAGGAACUUCCGCCCUGAGCAUGAUUCGGCACUAGUCAAAACCCUUCGUGAUGCUGGUGCUGUCUUUUACUGCAAAACAACCAUGCCUCAGUCCGGAAUGGCCAUUGAGACAGUGAGUAAUCUAUGGGGAAGAACUCUCAACCCGUACAAUACGGGCUUGUCAGCGGGUGGUAGUUCUGGAGGUGACGCGGUUCUGGUCGCUCUGAAAGGUACUCCUAUCACACCAUCGACUGAUCUCGGAGGUUCGAUCCGCGUCCCCGCAGCCUUCAACGGACUGUACGCGAUUCGUCCUACUUCGGAUCGCAUCCCCAAAGGAGGCAUGGAAAACAUGAAUGAUGGUCAACUUUCCAUCAAGCUAUCCUGUGGACCUAUUUGUCAUUCCAUGGAAGAUCUUGAAGCUUUUACGAAAAUUAUUAAUGCCCACCCUUUGAAUCAACAUGAUCCUACUUCGGUUCCAGUUCCUUGGAGGACCCUCAAAUCAGUCGAGCGCAAGCUUUCAAUUGGAUUGAUGAAGUGGGACAAGGUCGUAAUGCCCCAUCCGCCUGUUCUUCGUGCCCUGAAUCAUACAAAGCGGGCGUUGGAGAAUACUGGGCACCAAGUUAUUGAAUUCGAUGUACCCUUUGACUGCUGGGACGCUAUCCAGACAACAUUCGACACUUAUUAUCAGUCUGGGCACAGUGGGACACUGUCCGCGCUCGAGUCUACAGGCGAGCCUCUGAUCCCUGCUUUUGAGGACCUGAUCAAGGUCUUCGGCAGCAAAGAGUUAAGCGCCGCAGAGUCACAACAGUUGAACAUUAAGGCUAGGAGUUUCAGAGAAACCUUUCGCAAAGCUUGGGAUGACACAGCCCAACGCACCAACACUGGGCUUCCUGUCGAUGCACUAAUCUGCCCUUCAGCUCCUGCUGUAGGGUAUCCCCACGACUUCAAUGUGUACUGGGGUUACACGUCCUUGUUUAAUCUUCUGGACUACCCAUCCGUCAUCCUGCCUGUCAGCGGUUUCAAGGUGAACGCGGAGGAUGACCCGGUGAACUCCGACUACAAGCCAUUAGGCACUAACCCCUACGACAAACCCAACCAUGAACUAUACAAUCCAGAUCUAUUCUUAUCACAGCCUUCGACAAUUCAGGUCGUCGGGCGACCUUUCCAGGAUGAAGAGCUCGUUCAAGUUUCUUCGGUCAUGGAUGGCUUGCUUCGGACUGUCUAG
This is a messenger RNA of Fusarium venenatum, 1641 nucleotides long. The record is from RefSeq and is a predicted model, not a curated record. Lineage: Eukaryota; Fungi; Ascomycota; Sordariomycetes; Hypocreales; Nectriaceae.